UAUGCGCUUGCCGAGCGAAUAUACUCGCAGCGCGUCUCAUCGGAGCAUGCAUAGAUUCUACGUCAUUUCGCGAACGUUGCGCGGCCCCCGCGGGUAAGUUGGGCGUGCUGCAUUAAGCGAUGUCACUAGUACUCCUCACACUAAUUCAGCCACUCUUUGUGAACUCGACUCACUGGCCAGGGCCACAACUAUAGAUACCCACCCCGCGCUCGCCAGAGAUGAGCGGACGGCGAUGGCUUGCCCGCACUCGGUCAAAUACUAUCCGGACACGUGAUGUCGAUCGAUCCUGGAGCGCGUAUAUCAUCCUCAUCUCCAGCUUAUCCUCUUUCCCUUCCACAUCGUCGUCCCCGUUCUCUACCCGACUUAUUCUCGCUUUCACAAUGGGUGUCCUCGAUAUCGUCCCCCCCGGUGUCCUCACCGGCCACAAUGUCCACAAGCUCUUCGAGUACGCAAAGGAGCACCAGUUUGCCAUCCCUGCCAUCAACGUCACCUCCUCUUCCACGGCGAAUGCCGUGCUCGAGGCCGCCCGUGACAUCAAGAGCCCAAUUAUCAUCCAGGUCUCCCAGGGCGGCGCGGCAUACUUUGCGGGCAAGGGCCUCGCGAACGACAAGCAGCAGGCAUCCAUAACUGGUGCCAUCGCCGCGGCACAGCAUGUCCGCCUCGUCGCCAAGGCGUACGGCGUCCCCGUCGUGAUGCACUCGGACCAUUGCGCGAAGAAGCUGCUCCCGUGGUUCGACGGCAUGCUCAAGGCAGACGAGGAAUACUUUGCGCAGCACCAGGAGCCGCUCUUCUCGUCCCACAUGCUCGAUCUCUCCGAGGAGCCAAAGGAGGAGAACAUCGCGCUCUGUGUGCAGUACUUCAAGCGCAUGGCGCCGCUCGGUCUCUGGCUCGAGAUGGAGAUCGGCAUCACCGGCGGUGAGGAGGACGGCGUGGACAACACGGGCGUGGAUAACAGCAAGCUGUACACGCAGCCCCCGGAUAUCUGGGACGUGUACACCGCGCUGAGCAAGGUUGGCCCGAACUUUAGCAUCGCGGCGGCGUUCGGGAACGUCCAUGGAGUGUACAAGCCCGGUAACGUUCGCCUGCACCCAGAGCUCCUUGGGAAGCAUCAGGCAUAUGCGGAGGCAAAGCUCGGUGGGAAGAAGAAGCCACUGUUCCUGGUAUUCCAUGGUGGCUCCGGAUCGACGAAGGAGGAGAUCAAGACAGCAGUGCAGAACGGCGUUGUGAAGAUGAACGUCGACACGGAUACGCAGUAUGCGUACCUCACUGGUAUCAGGGAUUUCGUUCAGAAAAAGUCGGGAUACCUCCAGAGCCAGGUGGGCAAUCCCGAGGGCGCGGACAAGCCGAACAAGAAGUAUUACGACCCGCGUGUCUGGGUGCGCGAGGGCGAGAAGACGCUGGCCGAGCGCGUCAAGGAGGCAUGUACGGACCUGGGUAACGUCAACCGUUUGUAAGCGCGAGAAUGACGGAAGCGAAGGAACUUGUAUACGUAGACUGGUGAAUAUAUCAAAGCGAGC
Laetiporus sulphureus 93-53 is the source of this 1517-nucleotide messenger RNA. Its product is annotated as fructose-bisphosphate aldolase. The transcript has 11 exons. Gene Ontology annotation, cellular component: cytosol. The coding region runs from base 219 to 1454 and encodes 411 amino acids. Gene Ontology annotation, biological process: gluconeogenesis; glycolytic process. The record is from RefSeq and is a predicted model, not a curated record. Gene Ontology annotation, molecular function: fructose-bisphosphate aldolase activity; zinc ion binding. Lineage: Eukaryota; Fungi; Basidiomycota; Agaricomycetes; Polyporales; Laetiporaceae.